Aspergillus heteromorphus CBS 117.55 is the source of this 1133-nucleotide messenger RNA. Its product is annotated as ESCRT-II subunit protein SNF8. Gene Ontology annotation, cellular component: ESCRT II complex. The record is from RefSeq and is a predicted model, not a curated record. The transcript has 2 exons. Gene Ontology annotation, biological process: protein transport to vacuole involved in ubiquitin-dependent protein catabolic process via the multivesicular body sorting pathway. The coding region runs from base 72 to 860 and encodes 262 amino acids. NCBI's taxonomy places the organism in Eukaryota, Fungi, Ascomycota, Eurotiomycetes, Eurotiales, Aspergillaceae.
CCCCCUCCCCCUCCCCUCCCACUCACUCACUCACCCACCUCCCAACAAACCCCAUCCCAUCCCAUCCCAAAAUGUCCACCCGCCGCGGCGUCGGCCUAGGUGCCUUCGCGAACCGCACCCAAGCCAGCCAAUCCUUCGCCAACCACGGCGCGACGCUCCGCUCAACACACACCACAUCCCUCCAGACGCAACUAUCAGUCUUUCAAUCCCUCCUUCACACCUUUGCGCUCGAACACAGCUCCACGAUCAAAUCGAACCCGACCUUCCGCGCCGAAUUCGCGCGAAUGUGCAAUGCGAUCGGGGUGGACCCGCUGGCGGCGAGCAACGUGAAAGGCAAGAAUGCGCGGAAGGGGCUCGGCGAGAUCGGCAGUUUCUGGACACAGAUCAUGGGCGGGGACAUGAACGAUUUCUACUUCGAGGUGGCGGUGCGGGUGGUUGAGCUGUGUCGGGGCACGAGGAGUGAGAAUGGCGGGUUGAUUGGAUUGGAGGAGUGUCGGAGGCGCGUGGGGAAAGGGAAGGCGGUUGGGAGUGGGUUGGAGAUUACGGACGACGACGUCCUCCGCGCCGUGAAAAGUCUCGAACCGCUAGGAUCCGGCUUCUCCAUCGUCCGCGUCGGAAGCAAACAGUAUAUCCGGUCGGUGCCCAAGGAGCUCAACACGGACCAGGCCACCGUGCUCGAGGUGAUCCAGGUGCUGGGGUACGUGAGCAUCUCGAUGCUGCAGGCGAACCUGACGUGGGAGAAGGCGCGCGCGCAGACGGUCAUCGAUGAUUUAGUAGCCGAUGGGUUGGUCUGGGUUGAUGCUCAAGGGGAGGAGAAUGAGUACUGGUCGCCGCAGAAUCUGCUGGAUGAUAGUGGAUGAGCGUGUUCGUGAGCAUGUUCCUUGGGGAACUUUAUUUCGUACAUAUGUCUGUGGCUGUAUGCUGUGACAUGCCGACGACGAUUGAGGACCAGGGCUGAGCCUUGGGUUGAAUUCGCUUUGGCGAUUCUAUCUGGAUACUGGUGAUCCGGACGGGUACGACUGGCCGGGGAUAUAUAUAGCUCAGAGCUCACUCACCCAUGACAUUGCCAUUUAUGUCGAUGCUGGUCAGCACCAUAUACCCAAUUAUAUAUAAUGGACCACGGUGAUAUCUAU